CUACCCACAUUUCACUGUUUUUCGUUAUGACGACAGAUACACCAGUGCCACUUGGCUUGGAUAUCGAGAGCACGCACAGCGGCGACCCCAAGCAGACGAAACAGAUAGUCGAGCCAGCGUCGAUACGCCGACAGGUUGGCCGCAGUGUGUUAACGCUGGGUGAUGAAGGAUACUUGCUGCGCAGCAUCGACACUCCGGACAGAACACUGCUGGUCAGGUUCAACGGUUCGGUGCUAGCAAAGGGUAUGUGUAAUGUAGCAAGGGCGGUCCAGCACUAGCAUAUGGCGAAACUGCAUCUUGUGCCUGGUCUAAAUGCUGUUGUUUGCACACGAGCCACGUAGAUGAUGGCACCCACACUCCUUCAGAGGCAUUGACGAGGGAUAGCAGCGAAGGUGCAAGCGAGGACACAAAGAGGUCGAUUGAGGUCCACGGCGUGGCAGGCAUUUUCGGCCUAGAACUCUUCAGAUACUUGCUGGUGAUUACCAGCAGUCGAGACCGUGGCAGUAUUGACGGAAGCACCAUAUAUGAAGCAACCAAGGUCGUUGCGCUGCCGCUUGACUACGACAGCGGCGCAAAGCACAUUGACAGAAUUCUUCGGGCGGCCAGCAAGGAACAACUGAAGCAGCACGAACGCACAGCAAGUGAUACUGGUACGCCUGCAUCUGGGAUUAUGUCGCCAGAGGAGACGCCAGACCCCGAUAGCUCGAGUAGCGCGAAUCC
This is a messenger RNA of Linderina pennispora, 720 nucleotides long. RefSeq lists its product as uncharacterized. The coding region runs from base 27 to 278 and encodes 83 amino acids. Lineage: Eukaryota; Fungi; Kickxellomycota; Kickxellomycetes; Kickxellales; Kickxellaceae. The record is from RefSeq and is a predicted model, not a curated record. The transcript has a single exon.